Molecule: messenger RNA, 2318 nt
Organism: Lepisosteus oculatus (spotted gar)
Lineage: Eukaryota; Metazoa; Chordata; Actinopteri; Semionotiformes; Lepisosteidae
Source: RefSeq, a predicted model, not a curated record
AAUAUAAUUGAUACUAUACUUUUGUUACUGAAACAAUCUAAGACGAGUGGUUUGGUAAGCUUGCUUAAAUUAUGCAAAAUGUUCUGUAUUAAUGUUAAACAUGUUUAGUAACUGGUGAAGAGGUCAGUGGCAUUAGUUAUUCAAAGAUCAGGAGCUUAUCUGCUUUAAUUUAUGUCUGUUUACAUGCUAUAAUACUGCAACACUAACAGCAGAGAGCAUAAGAUGCUGUGCAAAUCAGACUGGACUUUAGAAUCACCCAGACUCUUAUUUUGUGAUUAUCUGGAUUACCAAAAGGCAGGAAAGUGUGCUGAAGGUGCCUGUUUCCAUUCAUGGAUAAUGUGAAGAAGUACUCCAGUGCUUGGUCUGUGAAAAACUGGACAGAAUUUUUUCAAGGUGUUUAGCUGCCAAAACCGUACUUAAGUGCUCGGAUGAGUAAACCUUAAUGAUGUCAGCAAUUCUGAAACAUAAAAAAAAAAAAUUUCUUAAGAAAAAAAACGUCUAUUACACAUAAUAUCAAUUCAGAUUGAAAAUGUUUUCAGAAACCACCUAGGUUUUUUAAUCAUAAGAGGGCAGGACGAUACAAUAUUUAAACAGACUUUGUGUUUACUUUUCUACAAUAAAAUAAAUUACACAAGUGUGUUGAAAAAGUAUAUUGUUUGUCUCAACGAUUAAAUUAAAAUAAGCAAAAAACCUGUUUAAAGGGAUAAAAGUGCACAUCUCAACAUCUGAAAUAUUUAUGAUUUUUCUCUGUUUACUGUAGCAUGUUCAACACAAAUUCUUCUUUAAAACCUGUUUUAGGUUCUGACAGUGUGCAAGCUUUCCGUAUUUAACCAGAAUUUCACCUUUUAGGUAUCACAAACAACAUAAACUUUUUUGUGUGUGAGCAUUUGUUGUGUGAAAGCAAUCCGGUGAGUUUAUUGUCCUCAUGCUAAUUUAAGACGGAUCAUUGAUCACAGUAAAACACCCGCUCUGGUACCUUAUUAAUCACUUCGAGCAGAAUGCUAAGUCCCCCGCUCAUUUUGCGUGGGUCAGGACGUCAUUGCCUUAUGUUGGAAGGGUUACCAGUUGUUAUAAAAGGUUGUUCGGUCGUGGAAGAGACGAUUGAAUUUAUUUGAAGCGUUACAGUAAGUCUUCAUAUUGCACCGAGAUUACAGAUACAGUACCACCAUGGACAGCUCCCGUAUCUGUCUUCUCACUUUGUUCAGUGCUGCUCUCUUCUUCAGUACUAACAGCCAGGAGACGGAACUGGAGUCCAGGUCUUUAGAUCAUUAUUCCACUAAAGAAGACGCCUCAAACGAAAAGCAAUUGAUUGAAGCUCUACAAGAAGUUCUUGAAAAACUGAAAAACAAAGGAAUGCCUUUUUACGGGAAAAAAUAUGGACAAUUACCUAUGUGUGAGGCUGGGGAGCAGUGCGCUCUGAGGAAAGGCGCAAGGAUCGGGAAGCUCUGUGACUGUCCGAGAGCCACGUCCUGCAACUCUUUUCUGCUCAAGUGCUUGUAACGUUGUUACAUUGAGCUAAGUAACGUUGCCAUCUGUUACUUGACUCUUUUAACACUUCACUGGUGUAAAGCGCGGAAGAGUCCUAGAGCCCCCCCCAGAAAGCGGUAGUCUUUGAAUCCUGAAAUUUCACCUGAACCUUAUUUAUACAAAUAAUUUUGUAUUUGGAACAAUUCUCUACUGAAUCCUGUUAAUUAUCUUGUUUUCAAGAAGUUUCUAGAUGUAUUGUUGUAAACACAUGCAUAGUAGGAAUAUUACGGGUUUUGAAAAAAAUCAUCGUAUCCGGUAGCGUGUUUAAGGACUUUUUUUUUAAAGAAGGCGUUAAAAACAAAUACAGUGACAUAUUCAAAACUCCGUAGAAUAAGGUACAGUAGAUCUGCAUAGCAUGCAGAGUUGUCACCAAACUUAAGGAUACAUCCUAUUCACUUCUUUAGCAAUUGUAACUAUAAAAUAUAGUGUACUGUAUAAGGACAAGCCAUAACCUAACCUUGCUAAGGUGAUCAAUACGAUCCCAUCCUUCUCAUUAUUUAGCCUCGAAUGACGGCAUUCCCAGAACCAGCAGUUCAAUUUAUUAUUUUCUCCUGCCCUAAGGCUCUUUCGUUCUGUAAAAGAGGGGUGAGCACAAACAAUAUUUAAAAUCGUUGUACAUUUAUGUAUCGUUAUGGCAGUUUUUCUUUGCAGUUACUACAAUUGACGAUGCUUAAAAGAAAUGUUUGAAAAGCAAUUACUUGUAUUUUUAAAAUGUAUUUUUGUAUUUCGCUUGUGACGCAGCAAAUAAAUGGAAAUCAAAUGCAUUGUUUUGCCCCUUAAUUUAAAGACGG